This is a messenger RNA of Ipomoea nil (Japanese morning glory), 1314 nucleotides long. Its product is annotated as GDSL esterase/lipase At1g28610-like. NCBI's taxonomy places the organism in Eukaryota, Viridiplantae, Streptophyta, Magnoliopsida, Solanales, Convolvulaceae. The record is from RefSeq and is a predicted model, not a curated record. Gene Ontology annotation, molecular function: lipase activity. Bases 30 to 1196 code for a protein of 388 amino acids. The transcript has 5 exons. Gene Ontology annotation, biological process: lipid metabolic process.
AUUCCUGCCAGCAUUCAAUUCCAAAGAAAAUGGCAUUUUUUUCAGAUAUUCUCAGAUUCACUCUUCUUCUUCUUCUCACUCUACUGCUUUCUUCUUCUUCUUCUUCUCAGUUUGCACAUGGAUGCUACACUUCCAUAUUUGCAUUCGGCGAUUCACUGACUGACACUGGAAAUUAUCUUGCCUUGUGCCUGAAGGGACUUCAAUCUGAUGAUCGAUACCCCUACAUCGGCCUCCCGCCCUACGGAGAAACCUUCUUCCACCACCCCACCGGCCGCUGCUCCGACGGCCGUCUUGUUCUAGAUUUCAUCGCGGAGCAUUAUGGGGUUCCGCACGUGCAGCCAUACUUGGGCGGCCAGAAAGACAAUUUUGAAGGCGGCGUGAACUUCGCCGUCGCCGGAGUUACGGCCCUGGACGCUGAGUUUUAUCAGGAAAGAGGUAUUGAGCUGCAUAACAACAUAUCCAUGAGGACUCAACUCCAAUGGUUCAGAGAUUUGCUCCCAUCUCUCUGCAAAAACUCAAGCUGCACUGAAAUGUUUAAAAAAUCGUUAUUCGUAUUUGGACCGUUCGGCGGCGACGAUUAUGGUAACGCCAUCUUUCAGAAGAGCGUAGAGGAUGCCCAGUCAUUUCAGCCUCUCAUCAUCGACGCCGUCGCUUCUGCGGUUGAGGAAUUGAUCGAGUUAGGAGUGGUAAACAUGAUGGUCCCAGGAAUGAUGGCAGACGGAUGUUUAGCCGCCACGUUAUCAUUCUUCUAUGGUUCAAAUGAUGGGGAUUACAACCCAAAAACAGGUUGUCUGGAUUGGCUGAAUAAACAAUCAGAAAAUCACAACAUCCUUCUUCAAAAGGCACUGUCUCGCAUUCGAGACCGUCAUCCUAAUGUCUUCCUUGUAUACGCUGACUAUUACAAUGCGGGAUUACAACUUUACAACUCCCCAGAAAAUUUUGGAUUUGAAAGCAAACCACUAGAGGCUUGUUGUGGAGGAGGAGGACCAUACAAUUAUAACUCCAGCAGAAGAUGUGGCUAUCCACCCACCCACGCCUGCGUCGACCCUUCGGAUCAUAUCAACUGGGACGGUGCACACUUCACUGAGGCAGCAUAUCAUUGGAUUUCCAAGGGUUUACUGGAUGGCCUUUUCACCACUCCUCAUAUUAAUUCCUUGUGUUUGCAGGCAAACCAGAACGGGGGAAACACAUAUUAAUAUCCAAUAUUGUAUUUUAUUGUUUUUAAUAUGGUAUGAUUUCUUUCGAAUUUAAGCCAAACUCGAGCUAUCAUAUGUAUGAAGAUUGUAUAUAUGUUUUGGAUGAUUUCGUAGGCCU